AUGUUGUUAAAACACUCCGAUGCCUUGAUAAGCGCUUUCGUUUUGACGCUCUAUUAUGUGGGCGUGGCCGCUGGAAACGCGUCCGACUUUGUGACCAUGGCCGAUCUGCGCAGAACCAGGCGUGGCCACUCGCUAUCCCGCCCUGGGGGCCUGAUAAUGGAAGGCAUUGGUUACCAGUACACAAUGCGCUAUCAGCCGGGCUUCCAUUUGCUCAAGCUGGCCCAGCAGGAGGAAGAGCCCCCGGCUGCGACGGAGGCACCCCUGCCCAUGCCCAUUCCAACGCCCGCUACACCGCCGCCCCAACCAGCUCCCACGGAAGCUGAGGAGCCGGAGCCCACGAUUCCCGUGCGUCCCACAUCCGCACCCACAGAGGAACCCCCUCCACCUCCAGCAACGGAUUCCAUGAUGCCCAUGCCGACUAAGCCCAGUCCCAGUUCUGGUCCUCGCCCCAGUCCGAAGCCUUCGAUGCGACCGCCAGUGCCUCCAUUGCCACCGACCAGCACCAAAUCGUCCAUCAUGCAGCCCCAUCAGACGCUGAAGAACCUCCUCUUCGGCUCGCCCAUCGAGGCAAAUUUGAUACUGAAAAAGCCCAAUGCACCUCGCUCCAAGGGCAAGGGCUUCCUCAGCCUGUUCGAGGUGAUAAAGUUCCCCAACACGCGGUGCAGUGUGUCCAUGGGCGACAUCCGGAGCAUGGAGGGCGUCUGCUAUCACGAGUUUGAGUGCAAGAGCCUCGGGGGGAUUCCCACCGAGAGCUGUGCCGAGGGCGUGGGCGUAUGCUGUGUGUUCGUCAACGGGUGCGGAGAUGUGACCAGCCAGCAGAUUCUCUACUUCGAGAGCCCCAACUACCCGAAUGCAGUGCGCGAAAUGAUGAUAUGCGUGCUGAUAAUAAACGUGAAGAAGGGGGUCCAGCAGCUGCGGCUGGACUUCCAGAUGUUUGAGCUAAGUCGUCCAACCAAUGGGGAUUGCCUGGACGAUCAGUUUAUAGUGUCGGGCCACAACACGAACUUCCAGAUACCCGUUCUCUGUGGCAUUAACACGGGCCAACACAUUUAUAUACAUGUCGGCGACUCAAAUGAGAGCAAGGUGUAUCUAUCGGUAUUCCUAAAAGUCUCCGGCGGUGGGCGUUCGUUCAACAUAAAGGUAACCCAGGUGGACGACGACCUGGCCCCAAAUAACUGCCUUCAAUAUUUCACGGAGGGAGAGGGACUCAUUAAGUCCUUCAAUUACGACUCAGAUGGGUCCAUUGUGGACAACCGGGAAGCCACAUAUUUCAACAAUCUCAACUAUGCCAUCUGCCUGGCGAGGUUAAAGAACGUGUGCAGUGUGAGUUAUAACACCGAGCAAUUGGGUGGCGAUCAGCCCGAUUUUCAAAUCGUCAAUAAAGACGAAGCCGAGAACGAUCUGAUCUCCGAUGGCCAGGCGGGCGCUGGGAUCUUCAACUGCCCGGAUGACUUUAUAGCCAUCAACUCGGUGCCUUUGUGUGGCGAGCGGUUCAACGAUGGCCGGGAAAGCGACGAUUACACCGUGCACGCCACCGUGAGGGACACCGCCGCAGGACCCAUCAUUCUGCCCUUCCGAACCGACUCGGAGUAUGUGGGUCGCGGCUUUCGGCUGCUCUACAGACAGGAACUGUGUGUCUGA
This is a messenger RNA of Drosophila kikkawai, 1641 nucleotides long. RefSeq lists its product as uncharacterized. Lineage: Eukaryota; Metazoa; Arthropoda; Insecta; Diptera; Drosophilidae. The record is from RefSeq and is a predicted model, not a curated record.